Molecule: messenger RNA, 1531 nt
Organism: Lactuca saligna
Lineage: Eukaryota; Viridiplantae; Streptophyta; Magnoliopsida; Asterales; Asteraceae
Source: the annotation of a GenBank genome assembly
CUCAUGUGACCAAGGACUAAGAGCAUAUGCAAAACUAAGGAGUCUAAGUGUAAAUACUUCAAAGAUAAAGGCAUGCAAGCGCAAUUUCUCCAAUAUAUAUACCCACUCACCAACUUGCAAAAUCCACACCCAAAACUCACUCCAAGUCUAAGUACCAGUUAUGGAGGCUUUACACUUCACCCUUCUCUUACUUUGCUCCUUGACCCUAGUUCACUCGAUAAGCCCAAAUUGUUACUCAUCUAGCCAAGGCUCAACCCUCAGGGUCUACCAUGUCUCGAGCCCAUGCUCACCAUUUAGACCAAAGACACCACUCUCAUGGGAGGAGAGUGUGCUUCAAAUGCAGGCCGAUGACAAAACCAGGCUCAGUUUCUUGACGAGCCUGGUUGCUGGCCGGUCUUUUGUGCCUGUUGGGUCGGGCAGACAAAUCAUUCAGAGCCCGACCUACAUUGUCAAGGCCAAUAUCGGCACACCGGCUCAAAGUCUGCUUAUGGCUUUGGACACCAGCACCGAUAUGGCUCUGAUUCCUUGCGCCGGAUGUGUCGGUUGCUCAUCCGCCACCUUUGACUCUACCAAGUCAAUUAGCUACUCUUCACUUGCUUGCGGUGCCGAUCAAUGCAAACAAGUACAAAGUACGGGUUGCCUCGGGACGACAUGUUCCUUAAACAUAACAUAUGGAAACUCCAUCAUCGAGGCUAACUUGGCGCAAGACAACUUAACCCUGGCCACUGACUCUGUCGUGGGCUACCCUUUCAGUUGCAUUCAGAAAACAACCGGCAGUUCUUUACCACCACAAGGUGUUUUAGGCCUUGGUCGUGGUCCGUUGUCAUUUGUAUCGCAAUCUAAGACACUUUACCAGUCCACAUUCUCAAGAACAUCGCUUUACUAUGUGAACUUGGUCGGAAUUAAAGUUGGCUCGAAGGUUGUCAACAUCCCCCCGAGUGCAAUAGCUUUCAACCCAAAUACCGGUGGUGGCACCAUCAUCGAUUCAGGCACGGUGUUCACCAGGCUGGUGGACGGAGCCUACACGGCGGUGAGAGAUGAGUUCAGAAGGCGGAUGGGAAAAGCCGUCGUAUCGACACUAGGCGGCUUCGACACUUGCUACACUGUCCCAAUCGGAAAACAAGUCCCGACAAUGACUUUCAUGUUCCCCGGACUCAACAUGUCGCUGCCACAAGACAACUUCCUCAUCCACAGCUCCUCCGGCUCUACCACCUGCCUCGCCAUGUCUUCCUCGCCGGCGCUCAACGUCAUCGCCAAUAUGCAGCAGCAGAACCACCGCGUUUUGUUCGACUUACCAAAUUCCAGGCUGGGAAUAUCACAGUAUAAAGAUACCAUGAAGAAUGUUAUAAUGAAAGACACUAUAUACGCUAGUCGUGUUUGUGGGGUCAUGGCGCAUGUUGAGAACAUUCCAGCAGAUAGAAAGAAUAAUCACAAGCUGAAAGGUGCAUCGGUUGGCUUCUCAGAUUUGUUUGGGGACAGGGAAUCGAGGGGGUUCACAUGCGAGCUCAUAGGGUGGGGCAUAGAGCAAUAA